UAUGCUUCAGGAAUACCCAUAAUACCAUUUUAGCUAUCGAGGCAAUCGACCUAAUUUCCCUCGCAUCGCUGCUGACAACACAAGGCAUUUCUUCGUUCGCAAAAUUUGGUCACACUUUGUUUAGCUGUAAAAUGGAAAAAUAAUCAUAAAUAAAAAUAAGCAACUAUAGACGCUCUUUAAACAAUAAAAAACGCAACAAAACACACGCACACAUGCUCAAGCGCAUUCUCACACGGCGAUUUACUGCAUGCGAGUGAAGAGUGCAGAAAGGAAAAGCAAACCAAACAUACACCAAAAUCAUCAGAAGACGAAUUGGGAGUUGAGUUUGCCAUGUCAGCUCCACUUUCGCGCAACGUGCCGUAUUUAAAGCAGCAGCUCACAGCGUUGCUGCACAACACAUCGCCGGUGAUAACGUUGAUCUGUCUGGUGACUACUUUUGGCUAUCUGCUCUCCUACUCGGAGACCGCGGUCCUGCUGCUGAGCGUAACGCCUGGCUACAUUCUGCCCAAUGGCAAGUUCUGGAUAUGGACAGCGUUCACGUUCUGCUUCAUCGAACUGCACUGGUGGGAGGUGAUUGUUGAUGUUAUCACUGUGGGACUAUGCGGCAAAAUGCUGGAACCCCUUUGGGGUCAGUAUGAGAUGUUCAAGUUCUUUGCGCUGAGCAAUUUUGGUGUCUCGCUGGUGACAUCGAUUUACUAUUUAUUCUACUAUAUGGUGACGAAGAACCCAACCAUUUUGUUCGAUGUCCAUAUUCAUGGUCUCGCUGGCUAUGUCGCUGGCAUUUGUGUUGCUGUGCGCCAGAUAAUGCCCGAUCAUUUGAUCUUCAAGACACGCUACGGGCGUUUAACCAAUCGCAAUGUGCCACUUACGGUGCUCAUCUCUGCCAUCAUUGGCUGGGCCAUUGGCAUGCUGGACGGCACUUAUCCUGCCAUGUUUGCCUCUGGCGCAAUUGUGUCUUGGAUCUAUUUGCGUUUUUAUCAGCAUCAUCCCAAUGGACGAGGCGACAGCUCGGAGAGCUUUACGUUCGUCAGCUUCUUUCCGAAUGUCACGCAGCCAUUCAUCAGCAUUCUGGUGAACCCAAUUUAUAGGUGCUGUUUGCGUGCGGGCGUCGUUAAGACGCCAACGCCAUUGCGUAGCAUUUCAACGGCCAGCUUAACUUCGGUCUCUGUGCAAAUGCCGGGCGUGGAUCCACAUGAUAUUGAGCGAAGACGACAAAUUGCUCUCAAGGCUCUGAGUGAGCGACUUAAGGCCACGGAUUCCACGCGACAUGCGCAGCUACCCAAAUCGUUUCCUCAACAGCAGCAACAACAUCAACAUCACCAUCAUCAGCAGCAGCACAAGCAUCACAGUCAUGGAACGGGACACAGUCAUGCGGCUGGUCACAGUCAUGGCUCUGGCCACAGUCAUGCAGGUGGCCAUAGUCAUGGUCAUGGAGCUGGACACAGUCAUGGAGCGGCGCAGGCACCGCAGCCAGAUUUUGUUAAGCCAAGCAGCAGUAGCAGUGCGACGCAGCCUAUUACAACGGCGCGAUCUGAGCCGCGAAUGAUCAGUACGAUGAGCCAAAUUGCAAUACCGAUGCCGGCGCCGCCGCCCAAAGAACAGACGAAUCGUGAGCAGGGGACAGAGGGAAAUACGGCGAAUGCUGCGACGCUCAUCGAUUUGAAUGACGAGUCAGAAGCCUAGAAUGUGUGUGUUUAACUUUUUUAAUUUGAACGUAAAUGAAUUUCUUUCGAUAUUUAAAUGAUCUGCUUAUGAUUAUUUCGUGUAUAACUGCAACAAGUGCGCUCUUAACUAAUUGUAUUUCCAUGCCUAUGCUUAAACCAUAACAACACAUGCAUACAUAUGUACGUGUAGUCUUCUAAUUUGCUUGCGGCCAGACUACGCCCUUGUUGCAUGCCCACAUGCUGCAGUCGAAAGUGAAUGCGAAAACAAGAAAAACCUUCCAUCAACAUAAAAAAUAGCGCCUAUUGUAGUUGAUACAUACUAUAUAUACAUGCAUACUUUUUGUUGUAGUCUUUACAUGUA
Molecule: messenger RNA, 2025 nt
Organism: Drosophila sulfurigaster albostrigata
Lineage: Eukaryota; Metazoa; Arthropoda; Insecta; Diptera; Drosophilidae
Product: transmembrane protein 115
Exons: 3
Coding region: 331-1683 (450 amino acids)
Biological process (GO): retrograde vesicle-mediated transport, Golgi to endoplasmic reticulum
Cellular component (GO): membrane; Golgi apparatus
Source: RefSeq, a predicted model, not a curated record